This is a messenger RNA of Xiphias gladius (swordfish), 4788 nucleotides long. It is a transcript of the gene slc41a2b, whose product is annotated as solute carrier family 41 member 2b. Gene Ontology annotation, biological process: monoatomic cation transport. The record is from RefSeq and is a predicted model, not a curated record. Gene Ontology annotation, molecular function: monoatomic cation transmembrane transporter activity. The transcript has 11 exons. Gene Ontology annotation, cellular component: plasma membrane. NCBI's taxonomy places the organism in Eukaryota, Metazoa, Chordata, Actinopteri, Istiophoriformes, Xiphiidae. Bases 247 to 1950 code for a protein of 567 amino acids.
GUUCUGACGCAGCUCAGUGGCUUGCCUGUCAGGGAAAAAGACUCGCGGCUGUUCACCCGGAUUAUAUAUCUCCGCAACAGAAAGUUAACUUCUGAAAAAGAAAUAAAAGGCUGAUGAAUUCCUGAAGCCAGUAUUUAACAUGGAUGGUGCACCUUAGCCAGUGUAAACCAGUUUCCUUGUGUAUUACUUGACACCACUUUCACACCAGAUGACAGGAGAUGAGACACUGCAACCCUAGAUCACAUCAUGAGUAUCCAGAGUCUUGGAGGAGCUAUAGGGGAGUCCUUGGGCUCUAGCCUGUCGGUACGUAUGAGUGGAGCAGGUGGUGGGUGGAGUACUCUGUCCGUGAAACCUAUUUCCUCCGGACGGAUCGCCUCUCUCUUCCAGACCAUGGUACCUACUGGUUAUACCAAGCUGCAGGAGGAGCGGCUAGCCAUGGUGGACCUUGGAGCUAAGCCUGAGGCCAGCUUGCUCCAGAACAGCUACAGACAAGAGACAUCUCACGUAGAAAGCAGACGGCACCUGGACCGGGCCUCCCGGUCCUCUGUAACCUUAUCUGACUGUGGAGAUGGAGGUUACUCUGAAACAGAGCCGAUGCUUGCUGAGAGGAGACUCUCUGGAGAGGACGCAGAUGAGGAGGAAGAUGAGGAGGAAGGGCAGGGAUCUACUGUGCAGAAUAUGCCCAAGGAGUCACCACUGGCUAUGGCACUGCAGAUUCUAGUGCCUUUCCUUCUAGCUGGAUUUGGAACUGUAUCAGCUGGAAUGGUGCUGGAUAUUGUGCAGCACUGGGAGGCGUUCCAGUAUAUCACAGAGAUCUUCAUCUUGGUUCCUGCUCUUCUCGGCCUCAAGGGAAACCUGGAGAUGACUCUGGCCUCCAGGCUGUCCACAGCUGUGAAUGUUGGCAAGAUGGAUUCUCCAAUAGAGAAGUGGAAUCUAAUCAUAGGCAACCUGGCACUCAAGCAGGUUCAGGCCACUGUGGUGGGUUUCCUAGCGGCCAUAGCAGCUGUGGUUCUUGGUUGGAUUCCAGAGGGAAAGUUCCAGAUGAGUCAUGCUGUACUGCUUUGCUCCAGCAGCGUGGCCACGGCCUUCAUAGCCUCCCUGCUGCAGGGUAUCAUCAUGGUGGGUGUCAUUGUGGGUUCAAAGAAGACUGGCAUCAACCCAGACAAUGUAGCCACACCCAUUGCUGCCAGUUUUGGUGACCUCAUAACCUUAGCGAUCCUCGCCUGGAUAAGUCAGGGCCUAUACAAGUGCCUGGAUUCCUACCCGUAUGUGUCGUCAAUGGUUUGUGCCUUCUUCAUGUGUCUGACUCCUCUGUGGAUUGUCAUCUCCUCCAAGCACCCAGCCAGCCGCACCCUGCUCUAUUCCGGAUGGGAGCCAGUCAUCACUGCCAUGGUCAUCAGCAGUAUUGGAGGGCUCAUCCUGGACAAAACAGUGUCUGACCCAAAUCUGGCUGGCAUCGUAGUGUACACCCCAGUUAUCAACGGUAUCGGGGGCAACCUGGUGGCUAUCCAGUCCAGCAGGAUCUCCACUUACCUGCAUUUCCACUGUGCUGCCGGGGAGGUUCCUGACGAGGCCAAGGGCUGUUACUACCCCUGCCGCACAUUCUGUGGUACAGGAGCCAAUAACAGGUCUGCUCAGGUGCUCCUCCUUUUGGUGAUUCCUGGUCACCUAAUCUUCCUCUACACCAUCCACCUGAUGAAGAGCGGCCACACUACCCUGACACCCAUCUUUAUGUCUGUCUACCUGGCUGCUGCUAUGCUGCAGGUGUUGCUGUUGUUGUGUAUUGCAGACUGGAUGGUGCACUCAAUGUGGCAGAGCGGCAAAGACCCAGACAGUUUUUCCAUCCCUUACCUGACUGCUCUCGGUGACCUGUUGGGCACCGCCCUGCUGGCUCUCAGCUUCCACUUCCUGUGGCUCAUAGGAGACCAGGACAGCGACGUGGGUGACUGAGGCAAUGGCAGCGUGAUGGGAACCCUGUUGUCUGCCAGCCGACUUCUCAUGCCUUUAAGCCUUGUGGGAAUGUGGGUGCCUUUUGUCACUGGUCAGCACAUUCCUCUGCUACUGGAGGAAACUUCACUUAAACCAAAUGAUGGUUUACAAACAAUUUUCUGCUCCUGGCUUUUUUCUAAACACAAAAUACAUUAUAUUUCAUAAAUAUAGACUUUUCUCAGUAGUGAUUCUGUUCUUUGUCAUUUGCACCAAAGCACUUGCAUAUUAUAUUGCUGGUUUUGUUAAGAGGAGCAGGUAAACACAAGCCACCACCCACAAUGCUGAGGAAACCCGGCUUCUGUUGGCAAAGUGUUUAUUCUCCCACUGAGCAUCAGUCAGAGGUCUUCACCUAAAAAAUCUCUUUGCUGGAAUAUAUUUUGGAGAUUUACCACCCACCGUGUCACAUUUGUUUGUGUAUUACUGCUUUGCAUCAUUUAGUCAGUGGAGGGACACAGAGACAGGCCAAGAGAAGUGAAGCCUGUUGUUGUUUUGUUUCAGAUUAACUCUUGAACACAUUUUGAUGUAUAUUUUUUUCCCUCUUUUCUAACUUGCCUCCUGUUUUUUCAACCUUUUUGGCUCUACCAGCAGGUAAAUGAAGUCCAAUCUCGAGGAGCAGCACUGUACCUAUGUUUAUUCUGAAUUAAUAGAAGUCGGAUGAUUUCAUUCCAACAUUCAAUCUAGUGAAUGAUGUUUACAUUGGAACGGGCACAAAAUAAAAUAAUUUUCAAGAUAAAUAAAUUGAUAAUGUUAAAGGAAAAUUUCAAGUUUAAAAGUGUCUUUGCAGCCUGACAGACAACAUUGCAAGGUACCAGGUCACAGCCAGUUGUUGAGAAUUUGCUAAACCCCUGCCCGGAACAAUCACUGUUCAGGGGAGGGGAAGCAUAGCGCAUGCGGUUUAAACGUUGUGCGUGGGGCUGUAAAAAGAGCCUUACUUGCUAUCUAAAGAACUUCGAGGGUGGAGUCUCUUCUCCCCCCUUUCCAAACCCAAAAACACAAGAGCCAAAGCAAUGGAUUUAACAGUGGCUUUAUCUGCUGUAACGUAAGCUGCAAACAUUAGAUGUCCAGCCAACUAGCUCAUCACCUACAGUGGUAAUUGAAUUGUUACUUCCAUGGCCAAUGGGCAUCAUAAACUGACUGCAUUAGUCUGUGGGGCUACAGGUGAUGUUUAAAAAAAGCCCUGUUGCACAUCCACUUUGUAACAUUAUCACUCUGUGUGGAAGCCGGUCGGGGAAGAAUUCAUUUGAAAAAGUUUACAUUCCAGCAACCCCAGCCACUAUCAGAGAUAAUGUUACGUUUAACAAACAUUGUCCACUAAUCUGAAGAUCCCUUUCUCUUGUAAUGUGAAAAGUGAAAACAUACAAACUACAAUGGCACUCAGUAGGCCGCAAACCCCCGCCAAGGCCAAAUAUUGAUGAAAAUUUUGAAAAAUUUGAAUUCCUAUUUGGAAUGUUAAGGAAAAUGAGAAAAAAACCUGGUUCCACCCAUUUAACUGGAUCCACACCAAAAGCUAAUGUGUUCUUCCCUGGCCCAUGACCCAUCCCUCCACCGAUUUGAUGCAAAAUCGGUUCAGUACUUUUUGUGAAAUCCUGCUGAAAAACAAACAAACCAACCAAAAAACAAACACUGGUGAAAGCAUAACCUCUUGAUGGAGAUAACAAGUACAUAGUAUAAACAGGGAUAUAAUGAAUGACAUUUUCCCUUAUCAUACAGAUAACACGUGGACUAACUAGCUCUUCACUGUAAUACAAGAACAAUGCUGUUUCUACAUGGAUCAUCAUCUGUUGAUGACACUGUUUGCCUGGGAUGUACAGCUUUAGUCUCACUUUUACAGCACAGUAUUAUCUUUGUAGCCAUCAAGUGCACCAUCAGUGACUAAGGGGAUCAGGGCUUAUUGCAUGGUCAAGUAUUGCUUUGGAUCAACCAAUUAGCAGAGACGUUUAUGUGUAAAUUCACAGACAUUCAUCUUUUCAGCCUCGGCUUCCUGUUAUAUUUUGUUAAUUUUAAAAUAAUCCUCUGACACUCAUGUAAAACAAAGCCUGAAAUCCUUUGAAUAUUAUGUCAGCCUCACAUGUUCCCUUUCAUUAAUUCAUCCAUCUCCUCUGACUGUUGGUUCUGUCUGUUAUCCUCAGUUGGGGACCAGCGGGGGUUUGCAUACCAAUCACAUGCUCUUUACAUGUAUGUGUAGUUUUUGCAUGCAUGCACACAAUUAAUUAGCAGUUGUCAUGUCAGUACAGUCUAAUUUUCUAAUCAUAUCAGACUGAUAUUAUAAUGAGUGUAAACAUAACCUGAUUAAACACCAGAUUUCUGACUUUUUUCACAGUAUGUUGUGUUUAAAAGGUCAGAGAAAAUUGUUCUGGAUGAAGCAGCCUGAUUGUUAAGUCAAUUCCUAUAUCUCCGGGAGUAAUCUUACUUAAAAAUAAACUCAAACCACCUUCUUAUUCUGAUUAUUCUACAGCCUAUUAAGAGCAUAUGAACGUGGCCAGUGGCUCUCUUCAACUCCAUUAUGUGCCUCUUGAGAUUCGCUGUUUGACAAGGUAUUGCUCUCAGUCAUGCCAUUAAUACAAUUUUUUUUUUCUACAAUAUUGUAAUGCAGUGCAACGACUUGAUGAUCUUUUGUAUUCACUUUCAGUUGUACGACAGUGACUAUUCUAUUUUUGAAGGGUUUCAUUCCGUUUUAUUUACUGGCAUGGAACUACUUAUAGAUAUCAUCAAAGUUAUCAGAUUCUUGGGGCAACAUGCAUUUGUUCUAAGUGGAUAUCUCUUCUUUGUUUGCUUUUGUGGCUCAUUUGGGCCCAUAAU